Pestalotiopsis fici W106-1 is the source of this 1980-nucleotide messenger RNA. RefSeq lists its product as uncharacterized. Lineage: Eukaryota; Fungi; Ascomycota; Sordariomycetes; Amphisphaeriales; Sporocadaceae. The record is from RefSeq and is a predicted model, not a curated record. The transcript has 3 exons. Gene Ontology annotation, molecular function: GTP binding; ATP hydrolysis activity; signal recognition particle binding. Gene Ontology annotation, cellular component: endoplasmic reticulum membrane; signal recognition particle receptor complex. The coding region runs from base 1 to 1980 and encodes 659 amino acids. Gene Ontology annotation, biological process: SRP-dependent cotranslational protein targeting to membrane.
AUGUUGGACACAUUCGAGAUUUUGACCACUUCUGGGGUCGUGCUCUGGUCGCGGUCCUACGGCACCGUCAACCCCUCCAUAAUCAACAACUUCAUCACCGACGUAUUCAUCGAGGAGAAGGGUGCAGUUGCUGGAGCAAAGGACGAUUUACCGACCGCCAGCAAUCCUCCGUACAAGGCAGAUCAACACACGUUAAAAUGGACCUUGUCCAAGGAAAUCGGCGUCAUAUUCGUCGCUGUAUAUCGAUCGCUUCUACACUUGUCUUGGAUUGACAAGCUCGUCGAUAAUCUCAAGACCAUCUUCGUGGAUCUCUACGGCGAUCAGCUCAAGAAACCAAACACCACUCUUGUCCAUUGCCACAAGUUUGACGAGUACUUUGACCAACAAAUGCGACAGCUCGAGUCUGGCCCGGCAUCAAAGAAUGGAUACAUAGCUGCAGGUGCGCUCACCUCGGAGGAUGAGAACACAUCUGGCCAUGUGGGCGAUGAGCCACCGCUCCCUCCUGGCAUCAAGCACCGGACCCGAGCUCAAGAUGCGGCGCAACCGAUCGCAUCCACAAUUGACUCAUCUCCUGCCGUAACCCCCUCGAAUUCGCGACCAUCCACGCCCGGCACCAGCCAUCUAGUUGUAGGAAAGGGUGGCCCGCUUGGAAAAAUGUCGCGAAGAGCCAAGAAGAUGCAAAACAAUUCUGCUCCCGCAUCAUCCGGCGAUGAGGGCCCCAACAGAAAAGCCAAAAAGGCACCGAAAAAGGGGCGCAAGUGGAAUGCCGACGGGUUUGCCAGCGAGGAGGAUGAUGUGCAGCUGGACUAUUCUGCCACUGCCAAUGGGCCAGCGAGCGAGAGCGAGGCCGAAGGCCGUUCUUCCGCAAUAGAAGGCAUCGACUCGUCUACAUGGGGCACAAAGACUUCCAAGGGGCAAUUUGUUCUCAAGGAUCUCGACGAUGAAGUCAAUGAGAUUCUUGCAUCGGCACAGUCAAAGUCGGAAACGCAGUCCAGCGGCGGUCUGGUUGGCGCAGGCUUCAGCUCCAUCAGCGGCCUGUUCCGCAAUGUGGUCGGCGGCAAGACGCUUACAAAAGAGGACCUGAAGAAGCCAAUGGAUGGUAUGAAGGAUCACCUCAUCAAGAAGAACGUGGCGCCCGAGGCUGCAGUUCGUCUCCGUGACAGCGUUGAACAUGAGCUCUUGGGUCUCAAGACUGGCAGUUUCGAGUCCAUUGAUACGCGCAUCGCCAAGGCCAUGGAGGCAUCUCUGACCAAGAUGCUCACCCCGACUUCAUCGCUGGACUUGCUUCGUGAAGUUGACGCCGUUACUCGACCUUCAGCACUGUCUGGCACCAAGGCACGACCCUACGUCAUAUCCGUCGUUGGUGUAAACGGAGUUGGAAAGUCGACGAAUCUGUCCAAGAUUUGCUUCUUCUUGUUGGAGAACAAAUAUAAAGUCUUGGUCGUUGCAGGCGACACUUUCCGUUCGGGUGCUGUAGAGCAGCUCAAGGUCCACGUCAGGAACUUGAAGGAGCUCACGAAACGAGAGGGUGGCCAGGUGGAACUAUUCGAAAAGGGCUACGGCGGUGAUGCCGCUACCGUGGCCAGGGACGCCGUUCGCACUGCUGCCAACGAGGGCUUUGACGUUGUCUUGGUCGACACAGCCGGAAGACGGCACAAUGACCAGAGACUCAUGUCCAAUCUGGAAAAGUUUGCCAAGUUUGCCAACCCUGACAAAAUUCUCAUGGUUGGAGAGGCACUUGUUGGAAACGAUUCCGUUGCGCAAGCACAAAACUUUAAUGCAUCCUUUGGCCAAGGCAGGAGUCUUGAUGGGUUCAUCAUUUCCAAAUGCGACACUGUGGGGGACAUGGUUGGCACUAUAGUCAGUAUCGUUCACGCAACGAAUGUGCCCGUCCUGUUCGUCGGUGUCGGCCAGCAUUACGAAGACAUUAGAAGCUUUUCAGUCAAAUGGGCUGUCAAGAAAUUACUCAGUAAUAGCUAA